CCCUUCCCCCCCCUCCCCCCCACUCCCCCAGAGAGCCGCUCCCCAGCCACUCUCCCGGUUCCCCUUCCCCCCUCAACACGCACGCGCGCGCGCCCCGGGCCACCCCCUCUUCCGCCAGAGAGAGAGAGAGACCCUCCGCCCCCCCUGGAACCAUGAACGUCGGUGACACGGUUGUCCUGCUCGCCAGGCACCCUGAGUUCAAGGUGACCAACAACAAUGAUGGCUACCUGCUCUUCUACGGCGUCCUGGCCGAGAUCGAGUACACCACGAGGACCCUCUGCCUGGCUGACGUGAGCACCCUCUCCAACGACCUUUUCGAGCCGCUGAACCAGUUCUUCAACAACAAGACCCUGAUGUCCGACAUGUUCAGCCGCGAUCUCUUCGCCCGGGUCCCUCCCCUGGACAAGAGCGUGGAGCGCCUCUACUUCCCGGACACCAACAUCCGUGAGAUCAUCCCCGGCAGUGCCCUCGAUGACUUUGCCCUGGCCUCGACCACGGCCUCCAGCGAGAAGGCUGCGGCCGAUGCGGCGGCUGCCGCCGCUGCCGCCGCCGCCGCCGCCGCGGCUGCCCAGCAGCAACAGGCCGCGGCAGCUGCCGCCGCCGCCGCCGCCACCACCACCACCACCGAGCCGGCCCCGGCUGCGCGCGCCCCUCCCGCCUCCCGGCAGCAGUCCGGCCGGCAGGGCCCCAGCGGCCGGCAGGGCUCCGGAGUCCCGGCCGAAGCUCGCGCCGCCUCCAACGAGUCAUCCAAGCCGAUGACCUACGCCGCCAAGGCGGCCAGCUCCCGGGCGCCGGUGUCCAAGUACCCGCUGACCGGCGACGACCAGGACUUCCUCCUGGACCAGCAGUAUGCGUAUGCGGGCGACGCGCAGUCGGGCACCGACUCUUCGCGCCGGUCGCGUCGCCGCGAUGGCGCCGGCGCCCCUGCCGCCGGGGCCACCGGCUCCGGCCCCACCGCCAACCAGCACUACUCGCGCCAGCAUCCCUACUCGCAGCACUCGCAGACGGCCACCGGCGCCGCUCCGGCGGCCGGGUCCCCCGGCGCCCCCUCGCAGCGCCAGGCCCCCUAUGGCUCCGGUCGUCAGCCGUCUGCCGCGAGCUCGGGCCUGCCACGCCAGCAGCAGCAUGCUGAGCCGGCUGCUGCCGGCGGUGCCCCGGCCAAGGGCCCGGCCGUCUACAAGAUGGCUGCCCCUGCCCCGAAGACGGCCGCCACGGGUGCCGCCCCUGCCAAGCCCGGCACCGGCCCGACCACCACCGGCACCGCCAAGGUGGAUGCCGAUUCGACUGCCGCCACCUCGGGCGCGGGCGUGCCCGCCGCCGACUCCGCGCCUGCCGCCGCCGCCGCCGCCGCCGCUGCCGCCGCCGCUGCUGCUGCUGCUGCUGCUGCCCAGCAGCAUCCCGGCAUGCCACAUCACCCGAUGAUGCCCUACAUGUAUCAGACCCCUCCGGGGGCCCAUGCCUCUGCCGGGCAUCAGUACCACAUGCCGGGCUUUGGCGGGGUGCCGAUGCCCGGGUUGCCGCCGCAGAUGGCGCCGAUGUAUGGCUUCGCGCCGCCGCAUGCCGGCGGGCACCCGCACGCCGGGCAUCCGCAUCACCCGACGCCGCCGUCGGCCAUGCCGCCGGCUGGCCCCGGGGCCGGUGCCGUGCGCCCUGCUCGGCCGAAGCUCUCGCAGCCGCUGGUCUCCUCCAGCCAGCUGGCUUCGGCUGCGGCCGGCGGGGCUCCGGUCAUUGUCUCGCUGCCGCCCGGCCCGGCUGGCGGGCUGGCCGUUCGCCCGGCGCCCGCCACGGCUGGCACCGGCCCCGGCGCGGCUGCCGCCAAGCCGGCCGUCGGCGCGGCCGCUGCCACUGCCGCCAAGCCGGCCGCCGCCGAGGCCGAGGCCUCCUCAGAAGGCAAGAGCCCCGCCCUGGAGGGCACCCCCGCCUCCCGGCCGGCGGCCCAGCAGAAGCCCUCGGCGGCGGCGGCGGCGGCGGCGGCCCAGCCGCAGUCGGUCAAGGACAUCGUGGCUUCAUUGCCCGACGCGCCGGAGGUCCACGCGCCGCAGCUGUCCAAGUCCCACGGUACCUUCGACUUCGAUGCGGCCUUCAUCAGCCCGGAGAUGGCGGCCCGCUCGCAGGGGCCCGCCCGCACGGCGGCUGCCUACGACCACAGCAAGUCCUUCUUCGACACCCUCAGCACGUCGGUCAGCAUCGGGCCGAUCAGUGCCACCGGGGUUGGCUCGGCUGGCAGUGGCGCCUCGGUCACUGGUGGCAAUCGCCGCCCGGCGGUCACCACCGGCGGUGCUCCCAGCGGGGCGCGCUCCGGCGGCGGCUCGGGCGCCCCGCGUUCCGGUGCCUCAUCCUAUGGUCGCCGCAACUAAAUGGCCGGCGCCCUGCGCUUCCAUCUGUCACGCACAUGCGCGUGUCUGCUCGUGCGGCGCCCAGCUUCCCUCCCCUGGCCCAGCAGGGGGUCCACCAUCAAUCAAAGCAUGAGCCACCAUCCUCCCCGAGUGUCUCUCCCCAUCCCCCAUGCUUGACAGUGCAUCCCCCUGAGGGAGGGGGGAGGGGCGGGCGGGCUACGCAUGCUCUACCCGCCAUGCGCAUGGUGUUGCUGCUUCCUCGCGCCCCGCCCCUCCUCUCUGCCUCCCACCCCUGUUCCCUCUGCCUCCUCAUCUCCACCCAUCCAUCGCACAUCCCCCCAUUACCAAGAGAAAUAAUAAUACACAGGGCGCGCUCCGGUCGGGGGUGUCUCGGUGGUGACAAUGACACACGCAUGUACCCCCGUGCGCGUGUUGUAUGCCAUUGCCAUCGGGCUAUCCCCCCCCCCCCCCCCGUCCGGAGGACGCACACGCGGGCAACA
This is a messenger RNA of Fonticula alba, 2836 nucleotides long. RefSeq lists its product as hypothetical. The record is from RefSeq and is a predicted model, not a curated record. Lineage: Eukaryota; Rotosphaerida; Fonticulaceae. The coding region runs from base 153 to 2357 and encodes 734 amino acids. The transcript has 4 exons.